AUGUAUGAUACUCAGACCGUUAAUACAAUUCAUAGAUGUAUGAUACUCAGACAGUUAACACAAUUCAUGGUUGUGUGUUACUCAGACCGUUAUCGCAAUUCAUGGAUGUAUAAUGCUGAGAGCGUUAAUUACGAUUCAUGGAUGUAUGGUUUUCAGACCGUUAAUACAAUUCAUGGAUGUAUGAUUCUCAGACCUUUAACACAAUACAUGGAUGUGUGUUACUCAGAAUGUUAUCGCAAUUCAUGGAUGUGUAAUGCUGAGAGCGUUAAUUACAAUUCAUGGAUGUAUAAUGCUGAGAGCGUUAAUUACAAUUCAUGGAUGUAUAAUGCUGAGAGCGUUAAUUACAAUUCAUGGAUGUAUAAUGCUGAGAGCGUUAAUUACAAUUCAUGGAUGCAUGAUUUUCAGACCGUUAAUACAAUUCAUAGAUGUAUGAUACUCAGACCGUUAAUACAAUUCAUAGAUGCAUGA
Messenger RNA from Brugia pahangi, 468 nucleotides. Lineage: Eukaryota; Metazoa; Nematoda; Chromadorea; Rhabditida; Onchocercidae. The record is from the annotation of a GenBank genome assembly.